Gilbertella persicaria is the source of this 1262-nucleotide messenger RNA. RefSeq lists its product as uncharacterized. The transcript is spliced from 2 exons. Bases 15 to 1133 code for a protein of 372 amino acids. NCBI's taxonomy places the organism in Eukaryota, Fungi, Mucoromycota, Mucoromycetes, Mucorales, Choanephoraceae. The record is from RefSeq and is a predicted model, not a curated record.
CUCUUUGAUUCAACAUGGCUAAAAAAGGUGGUAACAAAAAGAAAAACGCUGCUCGUAAACAACAACAGAAAAAGAACAAUGCACCCGUCAAUGAACAACAGGUGCCUAGAAACGAUAUCAUCAACGAACCUACAGCUCAAGGCGAUUCUCUUGAAGAACCUCCCAAGACAGAAAUCAAGACAGAACCAGUUCCUGUUGAGAUCAAUCAUGAAACUGUCGUUGUCGAACAAUCCCUCUUACCCGAAACUGUCGAAUUGACUCAAGUUGAGCCUAUUCCUGAAGAAAAGAAGGAUGUGUUUCCGGCUUUAGCUUCUGUCAAGAUCGACAUGCCUGCUCCUGUCAAUGCUCAAGAGUCAGUUCAGGAACCUUUGCUACAAGAAAAGGAAGAACAACCAGAGGUUGUCAUUGUGACCGAAAAGUCCACCGAAGAAGUCAAAACAGAUGAAGUUGAAGCUAAGGAACCUGAAGUCAAGGAAGCUGAAGCUGAAGCCAAGGAACCUGAAACUGAAGCUAAGGAGCCUGAGGUUAAAGAAGCUGAAGUCGAAGUUAAAGAAUCUGAAGUUGAAACCAAGGAACCUGUCAUUGAAGCUAAAGAACCAGAAGCAAAGACCACUGAAUUAAAGAUGGCUGAGCCCGAAGCAAAGACCACUGAACCCGAAACCAAGACCGCUCAAAUUGAAAAGGAGAUCGAAGCCACUGUUGCCCAGACCAAAGAAGAACCUGAAACAUUGGAAACUGAAACAGUAAAGGAUGAAGUCAAGGUUGAACAAGAAGCUACAACCAACGACGAUGAAACGUUAGUCAGAGCAACAGCUGAAAAGAGUCAGAUUGAAUCUACAACAGAAACUGUCAGAUCACAAAGCGUUUCUACUGAAGCUUACACAGAAGUCACUACUAUUCAUGAAGAUCAACAAGCAACAGAAAAAGUCUCCAUGAAGAAGCUUCAAAAGCAAAAGAGUAUUGCCAAGAGGAAGUCUCAAAUUUUGGGUUUAUUCAAGCGUGAUAAGCUCGAAAAGGAAAAUAAGUUGUUGCCUGCUAUUAGUGAAGUUAAAAAGUCUGAAAAGAAGGCUGAAAAGAAGCGCAAGUCUUGGAUGUUCUGGAAACCAUCCACACCUGCUAUUCAACAAAAAUAAUUGUCAUAGAUUCCCCUUUUUAUUCUCUCUUUUACUUUUUACGCUUAUAAUCAAUCCUACACUUUUAUGCCUUAUUUAAUAAAAAAAAAACAUGUACGCAUCUCUCUUCACUUUAUGCAAGGGGCAGGC